This is a messenger RNA of Xenopus tropicalis (tropical clawed frog), 1262 nucleotides long. It is a transcript of the gene nnmt, whose product is annotated as nicotinamide N-methyltransferase. Gene Ontology annotation, biological process: S-adenosylmethionine metabolic process. The record is from RefSeq and is a predicted model, not a curated record. The coding region runs from base 280 to 1080 and encodes 266 amino acids. Lineage: Eukaryota; Metazoa; Chordata; Amphibia; Anura; Pipidae. Gene Ontology annotation, molecular function: S-adenosylmethionine-dependent methyltransferase activity; methyltransferase activity. The transcript is spliced from 5 exons.
UGGCUAUCUGAAUUUUGCUUUGAAAAAAUAUCAUGAGACAUUUACUGUGCAUGGAGUGAAGGGGGAAACACUUAUUGACGUUGGCCAUGGACCAUCAAUUUAUCAGGACCUUUCUGCAUGCGAAUCCUUCAGAGAGAUCAUUGGUGGUGAAUACACUGACCGUAACCGCGAGUACUAUGAAAAAACCGUGAGAAAUGAACCAGGAAUAUUUGACUGGACAAGUGUUAUACAAGCAGUCUGUGACCUGGAAGGAAAAGGGCUUGUGAGGAAACUAACAACAUGGAAACAGGAUUCACAGGCAAAGAUGUUUAUGAAGAGGAAUUUGAUCCUUGGAGUUAUUUACAAACACACUAUAACCCCAAAUCAGGAAUUCUGGUAAAGGAAGGCUUCCUGACCUUCACUUUGAAAAAAUUUCAUGAGACAUUUACUGUGCAUGGAGUAAAGGGGAAAACACUUAUUGACGUUGGCCAUGGACCAACAAUUUAUCAGGACCUUUCUGCGUGUGAAUCAUUUGAAGAGAUCAUUGGUGCUGACUACACUGACCGUAACCGUGAGUACUAUGAAAAAACCCUGAGAAAUGAACCAGGAAUCUUUGACUGGACAAGUGUUAUACAAGCAGUCUGUGACCUGGAGGGAAAGGGUACCACAGUGGAAGAGAAGAGAGAAAAACUGAAAAAGACAGUGAAAAAGACUAUUAAAUGUGAUGUAACUAGAAGCAAUCCUGUGGCACCUUUGGUGUUGCCCAAAGCUGACUGUGUAAUGGCUAUUUUGUGUCUGGAAGGUGCCUGUAAAGAUCUGGAUAGUUAUUGUAAUGCCCUUAAUAACAUUUCAUCUUUGCUAAAAGUGGGAGGACAUUUAAUUAUUGUUGAGGUUCUUAACUGUACCACUUACUUGUUUGGAGGCAAAAGGUUUUCUUGCUUAACCUUAAAUGGGGAAUUUAUGAGAAGUGCUAUAACUAAUACCGGUUAUGCUAUAAUAGACCUGGAGGUUUUUCCCAGAAAGUAUGAUGAAGAGCAGUACAAAAUCAGUGAUCAUGACUCAACCAUAUUUAUUCUUGCACGCAAACUGAGGGAUAUUUAGGUUGGAGAAGACAGUUGACAGUAUAUGACUGCUUAUGUCUAUUCUCUACCAAGGCUGAUUUCUUUGUAUAUUCAGUCAUAGAAAAUAUAAAUACAUAUUCUGAAUGGUUACACUGGUUAAAUUAAAGAGGCAAUAUAUACCUGUGUUCAACAUGAGCUUAAUAAAUGUGUUUUCCUUAAAUA